Molecule: messenger RNA, 6087 nt
Organism: Scomber japonicus (chub mackerel)
Lineage: Eukaryota; Metazoa; Chordata; Actinopteri; Scombriformes; Scombridae
Gene: disp1
Product: dispatched homolog 1 (Drosophila)
Exons: 12
Coding region: 526-5400 (1624 amino acids)
Cellular component (GO): membrane
Source: RefSeq, a predicted model, not a curated record
CGUGAGGUUAUCGCCGCCCCACGUGUGCAUGACGUCAGAGCAAGUCUCGAUCAACAACCAUGGGAUCAAUCUGAACCGGACCUCACAUCUGAUCUGAACCGGCAUGCACUGAGCUCUGACCGCAGGCCUGGCUCAUGUCGACCCGAGCCUAAAGGAAAGAUGCAUGGAUAGUGGACACAUCAGGAUCCUGCAAAAAAAAACAAAAAAAUCCCCCAAACACUAAAGAAAGAGGACCAGGAAUACUACUUCUCCUUCUUCUCUUUCUUCCUCCUCUUCUUCCUCCUCUUCGAGCUCAGCGUGUAGCCGGUGUGUGCUUUGAGUUUCUCGGAGGCCAGCUGGUGAGAUCAUCGCGUUGCUGUCAAAUACAAGGGAGCAAAGACAGAGAGUUAAUCUCCAAGAAUUCACAGUUUGUCUGUUCCUGUGAGGAGUUUGAGAGUCUGAACGCAUGAAUAGAUGCAGAGCAUGGUCCAUUGUCAUCCCGCAGAGGAGUGACAGUGUCCCUGCCAGGCCCACUGGGAGAGGACCAUGGCCCUGAGCGAUGCAAGCGGCGACCCUCUGGCCCUCAGCAAUGGAGGGCACCAUCCUCUCAGUGCCAGUGGGAACGCCCCUUCAAACACCAGUACACCGGUCAGCAACGGCCAGGACCCUCUCACAGCUGCCUCCAGUGGUGACAGCCUCCAAGCGGACAGAGAUGAAGAGGUCAUAGUCAAGGAUGUGCCGUCUAAAGCGCAACAGAGAUCACAUGUUGUCCAGAGAGCAAACAAACCGAGCCAAAACGGCGGAGUGCUCAAACAGAACGGCUCCCUGAGGACCCUUCCCCCGUCCUCUGCCUCUGUCGCCUCCCCUUCCUCCCCCGCCGUCACAGACUCCCAAAGGCUGGCCAAACGCCACCUUCCCUCCACCCUUACCACGUCCCCAUCUUCCUCUCCUCUCCAGCCCAUGCCCCUCUGCUGCCAAAACUGUCACUUCCACUCCACCCUGUGCUGCCCCUGUGGACAGCCGGAGUGCCCACUCUUUCGUAAUCCAGGCACAGGGCCCGGGCCCGGUUCCGUAGCCCACCCUGGGACCCCUCCAUCCUGCCCUUGCUGCCUCUCUGCCUGCACAUACUCUAACCCAUACCCCCAUGCUCCUCACCCUUCCUCCCCUCUCUGUCUUCAUCAUCAUCACCACCAACGCUGGCAGGAGCACCUCCAGAGUCAAACACAUGCACCUGGCAUCAGCCCUGCACGGCCCUUUCGAUUCCCUAAAAGUUAUGCCGAGCUGAUUGCUGAUUGGCCAGUGGUGGUGCUUGGCGUGUGCACAGUGCUCAUCGUGGUGUGUGCAUUGGUGGGGAUCCUUGUGCCUGACCUGCCCGAUUUCUCUGAUCCUCUGUUGGGUUUCGAGCCUCGGGGAACAGCCAUUGGCCAACGGCUGGUCACAUGGAACAACAUGGUGAAGAACACAGGCUACAAAGCCACACUGGCCAACUACCCCUUCAAAUAUGCUGACGAGCAGGCCAAAAAUCACCAAGAGACCAGGUGGCCUGAGGACCACUAUGACAGAGAUAAACGGCAAGCAGAGUGGGACUUCAGUAAAGAGUUCUUCUGUGAUGUGCCAGGUGACAGUUAUUCUAGACUGGUGUUCACAUCAGCUGAGGGGAAGAACUUGUGGAAUAUUCAGGCCAUCAAAUCGAUGUGCAAUCUGGACAACACGAGGGUGCGUUCCCAUCGUGACUACUGGAGCCUUUGCCAGCGCACCAACGACGCCUCCUGUUGCCCCAGCUGGACACUCGGUAACUACAUAGCCGUCCUCACCAACAGGUCAUCCUGCCAGAAGAUCACCGAGCGCGAUGUAUCGCACACGCUCAAGAUCCUACGCUCGUGUGCCAAGUACUACCACAAUGGCACGCUGGCAUCCGACUGCUGGGAUAUGGCCUUGAAACGGAAAGACCAGAUGAAAUGUGCCAGUGUGCCCCGGAAGUGCACCAAGUACAACGCUGUGUACCAGAUCCUUCACUUCUUGGUUGACAAGGACUUCCUCAGUCCCAAGAGCCUAGACUUGCCUCCACCUGUGCUCAAGUACAGUAUGCUCUUCUCCCCGACAGAGAAAGGAGAGUCUAUGAUGAACAUUUACUUAGACAAUUUUGAGAACUGGAACUCCUCAGACGGCAUCACUACAGUCACAGGGAUCGAAUUUGGCAUUAAACACGACCUCUUUCAGGACUACCUCCUCACGGACACAGUGUACCCCGCCAUAGCCAUAGUGAUUGUCCUGCUGGUCAUGUGUGUGUACACACGAUCAGUUUUUAUCACUCUAAUGACAAUAAUAGCCAUCAUCAGCUCGCUCAUUGUGUCGUAUUUUCUGUACCGUAUGGUCUUCAACUUUGAGUUUUUCCCCUUCAUGAACCUCACAGCCCUCAUCAUCCUGGUAGGCAUCGGUGCAGACGACGCCUUUGUACUUUGCGAUGUAUGGAACUACACCAAGUUUGAUAAACCCCAUGCUGAGCUGGCAGAGACAGUAGGUGUGACCUUGCAGCAUGCCGCCUUGUCUAUGUUCGUCACCAGCUUCACUACGGCUGCAGCUUUUUACGCCAACUAUGUAAGCAACAUCACUGCUAUACGGUGCUUUGGCAUCUAUGCAGGUACUGCCAUUUUGGUCAACUAUAUUCUCAUGGUGACAUGGCUCCCAGCUGUGGUGGUGCUACACGAACGCUACCUGCCAAACAUGUUCCCCUGUUCCAAGCCGCCACAACCGCAAAGGGGAAUCUGCACCCGGACGUUCUGGGCAGGCCUGUGCCAGAAGGCCAACAAAUGCCUGUUUACUGUCUCUGAGGCAUCGAGAAUCUUCUUCGAGAAGGUUCUACCCUGCAUUGUCAUCAAGCUACGCUACCUCUGGCUAUUCUGGUUCCUCGCAAUCACAGUCGGAGGGGCGUAUGUGGUUUGUGUCAACCCGAAGAUGAAGCUCCCGUCUCUGGAGCUGGCAGAGUUUCAGGUGUUCCGUUCCUCGCACCCUUUUGAGCGCUACGACGCAGAGUACAAGAAGCUUUUCAUGUUCGAAAGGGUUCAUCACGGCGAGGACCUCCACAUGCCGAUCACCAUCAUCUGGGGCGUGACCCCUCUGGAUAACGGUGAUCCCCUCAAUCCCAAAAAUAAGGGAAAGUUGAUGGUGGAUAACAGCUUCAACAUUGCCAGUCCAGCAUCUCAGCUGUGGAUCCUCAACUUCUGCCAGAAGCUAAGAAACCAGAGCUUUGUCUUUCAGUCAGAGGAGCAGGACUUCACCAGCUGCUUUAUUGAGACAUUCAAGCAGUGGAUGGAGAACCAGGACUGUGAAGAGGCGUCCGUCUACCCCUGCUGCAGUCAGUCCACCUUCCCCUACAAGCAGGAUGUCUUUGAGUUGUGCAUCAAGAGAGCCAUCAUGGAGCUGGAUCGGAGCACUAACUACCAUCUGGACAGCAAGACCCCCGGGCCUCGAUUUGACAUCAACGACACCAUCAGGGCCAUAGUUUUAGAGUUCCAGAGUACCUACCUCUUCACACUGGCCUAUGAGAAGAUGCACCAGUUCUAUCGUGAGGUGGACACCUGGAUCACAGAGGAGCUGCGCAACGCCCCAGUAGGCCUCAGCCACGGCUGGUUCGUCAGCAACUUGGAGUUUUACGACCUCCAAGACAGUCUGUCAGAUGGCACGCUGGUUGCCAUGGCGCUGUCAGUAGCUGUGGCUUUCAGCGUCAUGCUCCUGACUACCUGGAAUGUGAUCAUCAGUCUAUACGCCAUUCUGUCCAUUGCCGGCACCAUCUUUGUCACCGUCGGCUCUCUGGUGCUUCUGGGCUGGGAGCUGAAUGUCUUGGAGUCCGUCACCAUUUCUGUUGCGGUGGGGCUGUCGGUGGACUUCGCCGUCCACUACGGAGUGGCAUACCGGCUCGCUCCAGAGCCCGACCGCGAGGGCAAGGUGAUUUUCUCCCUCAGCCGCAUGGGCUCUGCAAUCGCCAUGGCAGCACUGACCACCUUUGUUGCCGGGGCCAUGAUGAUGCCCUCGACCGUAUUAGCCUACACCCAGCUGGGCACUUUCAUGAUGCUGAUCAUGUGCAUUAGCUGGGCUUUUGCCACCUUUUUCUUUCAGUGCAUGUGCCGCUGCCUGGGACCUCAGGGCACCUGUGGCCAGAUCCCGCUGCCUAAAAAACUGCAGUGUCAGGCCUUCUCUGAGGUCACAUCCACAAGCCCCUCACCUCAAGGGAAGAGCUCUGGCCUGGGGAAGUACCAGCUGGACAGCAGGGGUGGGGAGGUGGAGCAUUAUGAGUUAGAGCCACUGGCAUCCAGCCAGAAAAAUGAAGAUAAACCUCGAGAGGAUGAUGAGGUUUGUGCUCAGCUUUACAAUGGAGUCCACCCUCACCACCACACUUCCUCUUACUCACACAUCCACUAUAAAAGCAAAUCUGAGACUGGCAGAGCUGGUCCUGAAAACGGGCUUGUAGCCACCCUCAGCACACCAUCCAGGUGUCAGUACUCUCAAAACACUAACUGCACAUGUGGGGACCCUCCUCCUCAGCUGCCGCAGCAGUGGACCCCCCACUCCUGUUCUCAGCCUCCCCAGGAUUCACCUUCCUGCCCCCCCACCCCUCAGCUCUUCCCCCUCUCAGGAAACAACCCGAGCAAACAAAAUGCAGGCCUGUUACCUACAAACCUUGACCCCGUCUACGCACACAUGGAGUGCCGUAUGCACUACGUCCAUUGCACCCCCACCCAUUUCCACCACUGCUCCCAGGGAAGAGUAAUGGCCCCCAGGCAAGGACCCGUCCAUAGCUGCCAUCUCAGGAAGUACUGUGUCCACACUGCAAGCCUGCAGGCAGGUUCAGCCAGAGAACAGAGAUGCACAGCCCCAACUCCAAACCAGGAUGCAGGCCCAGCUCCUGGUCCCGUCACUGGCUCUGUAUCUGCUGGACAGGAGGUUAAUCAAGUCCCAGAAAUAAGUCCUUCAAGCCCUGUCAGUAGCCAAAAUAUCAGCAACCCAGCCUUGACACAAUCUCACACUCAAUGCUCCUCCCCCUCCUCCUCCUCACUUGGCUCGCCACACAUAACCAGUCAUGAAAAACAGAAGGCGAGGGACAGUGACCAUUGUUGUGGUGAUAACCAUGUGUCCACCUCAACCACAGAAACAACAACGCAAACGAAUGCUUGUUGUAAAAUCCCUGGCAACCAGGAGAAGCUUGAAAGUAUUCCCGUCGCACGGGAGAAAAAUGUCAAAAAGUGCAAGCGGGACUCCAAAAGAGAGCGGGCGUCCUCCGCCUCUCCAAAGAAGCUCUACUGUUUUAACAGGACGUUGAAAGUGAAGUGCAAUUCAGCUUCAGAGUUUAACGUGCCAAAAACUGAAACCACCGUGCCUCCUAUUGCAAUAAACACUAAUCCCUCUUCUGAAAGCUUAUGUUGACAACAUAUUUUAGUUUUAAAAGAAACUCGGGCCUGAGCAAAUUGCAAAUGUCCAAAAAAAGGAAUGACAAUAUAACUUCUCUGUGCAAUCAAACAAGGUUUGGGAUGUGUUUGUUGACCAAGUGCCUCAGUGUGUUUCAUAAAACAGCACGCACCCACUAAAUAUGUUCUGUUUACAUGUUUUUUUUUUGUUUUAACCACUUCUUCACGUUCCAGAUUAAGUGUUUGAUCAGUAAAACACACUAUUGUUAGAGCUAUCAUCAUUGGGAUAUUCACAAAAAACACCCCCAAGUGUUGCUAACUAAAUAUUAAAUGUACUCAUACAGCAGCCAUUUGCACAGGCAGGAAAUCGUACAGUAUCUGUGAUGUGAUAUUGUGUGUAAUUAUCAAUAUGUGUCGUCAGAUAUGAUCACAUGAACCAUAACAAAAAUGUGCCACAUUUUACAAGCUGUUAAAAAUCGUUGCCUGACACUUUUUUGUAUUUGUGGGAGCUUGUGUUAAAUUCUCAGUGUGCUUUUCUGCUCAAGUCGCCACAUGCCUCAGAUAAAAGAUGUACUGUAUGAUUAAAAUGUCUUUUCUUUUCUUUUUUUAAAUCACUAUUGUCCUGCUGUCUGCUAAUGCCUGCUCUUCUCAUCUUGUGCAUUCACACACAUACUCCAACCAUAAAAUGAGACGUGGCUCCAGCCAA